Nyctereutes procyonoides (raccoon dog) is the source of this 3182-nucleotide messenger RNA. RefSeq names its product shugoshin 1 (gene SGO1). Gene Ontology annotation, cellular component: nucleus; chromosome, centromeric region. Gene Ontology annotation, biological process: meiotic chromosome segregation. Lineage: Eukaryota; Metazoa; Chordata; Mammalia; Carnivora; Canidae. The record is from RefSeq and is a predicted model, not a curated record. The transcript is spliced from 9 exons. Bases 304 to 1893 code for a protein of 529 amino acids.
CACGUGACCGUCCGUCCGCCGCCCAAUGGGGGAGCGCGGCGGCGAAUUUCGAAUGCGGUCGCGUUAGCUGGCGGGCGACCCGCUGUCGGAGCCUGCGGCUGGAGGGUCCGAAGCUCGGGAUACACCGGCAGGACGGCCUCGCGGAACUUUGGGAUGCAAGGAGGGCGACAGCUGCGGCACAGGUGGUGACCAAGAAAAUAAUAAAUGAGAUCUACGUAUCUAUAUUUAAUACCUCCAGACACUGUAUAGAGGAAAAUAAGUAAGGCCUGGAGAAAAUACCUGAGAAAAGUUCCUAGGUAGAAGAUGGCCAAGGAAAGGUGCCUUAAAAAGUCCUUUCAAGAUAGUCUUGAAGACAUAAAGAGACGGAUGAAAGAGAAAAGGAAUAAAAAUUUGGCAGAGAUUGGCAAACGAAAGUCUUUUAUAGCUGCGCCAUGCCAAAUAAUCUCCAACACUUCUACACUGCUAAAAAACUACGAAGACAACAACAGAAUGUUAGUUUUAGCUUUGGAAAAUGAAAAGUCUAAAGUGAGAGAAGCCCAAGAUAUCAUCUUGCAACUGAGAAGAGAAUGUUACUAUCUCACGUGUCAGCUGUAUGCAUUGAAACAAAAACUGACUUCACAACAAACAGAAGAAACUUCUCAGAACCGAGAAGUAUGUCCCUCUGGAAUGGACUCCAAUAAUGACAACAACCUUGGGGAUUUAUCUGUGAAGGAUUUACCACAAGUUCCUCUUCAGGAAGCUCACCUUCCAGAACAAGGAGAAUCACUCCAAAUAGAAGAGCAAAUACUUGUUUCUCAACAUAGCCUGGAAUUUGAUUUGGAUUCAGAGGAAGAUAAAUCUACUUACGACAAUGCUUUACCUAGAACGGUAUCUGUCCGUCGAAGUUUAAAGAAACAUUUUAAUAAUCUAUGUCAGUUCAAUGCCUUGGAUGGUUUUGAAAUCAGUCAUUUCUCACAGCAGCCCUCUGAAUCCGAAAGAAUUAGAUGUGAAGACCCACUAGUAAACAUGCACAUAUCUGAAAAUGUGGAACAAAGUGUUUGUCAGUGGAAUAAGGAUCAAAUUAACUUAUCACCAAAGCUGACUGACCCAGGAAGACCUAAUAAAACAAAAGAAAACAUUUUACAACAUAAAUUUGAACAAGCUAAAAAUAAGCAUAGAGGUGCACAAGGAAGAAAAGAGGAGAAAAGAAAAGCUAACAGAAGGAGAAAAUCAAAAUCUGGAUCAAAGUAUAAAGGGAGCAAAAGUGAAAAUAAAAAGACUGUUUCCAAAAAAAAAUUGGAUGAAUCUGUCACUUCCAAUGAUGCUUACAAUUUUAAUUUGGUAGAAGGUAUUCAUCUCACCCCUUUCCGACAAAAAAUGAGCAGUGAUUCUAACAGAGAAGAAAACAAUAAGGAAUUUGAAGUGAGCAUCUGUGAAUCAAGUGAUUCAGGAGAUGAUUCUGAUGACCUUUAUUUGCCCACUUGCAAGUACAGUCAAGAUCUCUCCAGUGAACCAGAUAGCCCAGUUGCCAGGUCUCGACCUAAAAGAGCACAAAAAUAUAGAAAUGAAAAAGAGAUGGAGGAUUCUAAGCUUACACAAACUCCUAUCAGUGCACUCCCUGAAACUCACUGCUCAACUCAUUUUAGCCUGAAGGAUAUCACCAAUGUCCCCUUAUAUCCUGAAGCGAAAAUCAGAAAACUUUCUCUUUCUCCAAAAAUGAAAGAAAGCCCAGCAGUGUCUCUGCCAAAGCGCAGGUGUGCAGUCAGUAUGAAUUAUAAGGAACCCACACUCGCUUCGAAACUGAGAAGAGGAGACCCUUUUACAGAUUUGUGUUUCUUGAAUUCUCCUAUUUUCAAGCAGAGAAAGGAUUCCAGACGCAGUUCUAAAAAAAAAAGUAUGAAGCAAAUACAGUGAAGUGUUUGUUGGAUGCUGUUUAAAUUCAUCCUAUACCAUAUAGCUCCAUCUCUCCAAUAGAGAGUCUCUAAGAUAGUACACAAUAGGGUUGAACCGUUGCCAUGGAAUGUUCUAUGACCAAACUCUAGACCACAAAAAUCUCAAAACAAUACUUCCAAUGUGAUGCUUUUUCUUCAUACCACUAAUACAUUUGGUUUAUUUUUUCUUUUAAAAGAAAAAAUUUUUUCUUUUAAAUAUAAAUAACUGGACUUAAUCCUUAUUUCUUAAACUGCCUAAAACUCUUCAUUUCACUCAAAAUGUAUCUUCUGCAAAAAUUUUAGAAAUGAAAAUCAAAUUAAGAUGUUUUCGUUAUAAGCUUCUGGUGUCUUUAUUUUUGCCUUUAGUGGGAAUUAACUAGAAUGAAUGAUUUUUGAAGACAAGCCAAGGAUCUUUUGAAACUCUUUAUAUAAUAUUUGAAUAAAAUAAAUCCUUGACAUGCAUAGUACUGUAUACCUUAAGUUGUUUGUAGAUCCCUGAUAUCACUGUUGUAUUUAAAAUUACAAAUAAAAUAUGAGAUCAUUAUUAUAGAAUUGAUGGUUGUUUAGGCUCAGUAACUGGGUAAGUGACUAGCUCUGAACAUCAAGCUCUUAUGUGUACAUUGUUCAGUGAUACCUCAGCAAAAUCCCAAAUUGUUAUGUCUUGGACUUUCAGAAUAGUUCCUUAAUUAGUGGCUACCAUAUUGGGAUCAGUGCAGUUGCAGAACAUUUCCAUCACCACAGAAAGCUCUCUAUUGGGUCAUUCCAAAUGUGCUGUUUUUGUACUUUUAGUAUUUCUGUAUUCUUGCUGUAACGUUUACCCAUACACUCUUAAAAAUUGCUUUGCAUUUUAACAUUUUACAUGAAUGUUACACUGUAUAUAUUUAUUUUGCAGCUUUUAAUUCACCACUGUUUUUGAGAUUUAUCCAUGUUGGCAGAUGUAGAUCAUUCUCAUCAUUGUAUAGUAUUAUGUAAAUAAACUAGAUUUAUUCUUUUGAGAGACAAUUUGCUUCCACUUUUUCAUAAUUACAAAUUAGUGCUGUGGUGAAUAUUCUACAUUCUUGCACACACGUGAAUAAGUUUCCAUGGAGUUGGUACCUAGAAGGGGAGUUGCUCCCUAAAGUGGUUGUACCAAUUCACCUGACACUAGAAGUGUAUCACCCUAUCAGCAAUUUAUAAGUUCCGGUUUCCUCACACAUUAUCACUCAGUACUAUCGGACAUUGAAAUUACCUCAAGUAAUGAAUGUGAAAUGGAUUCUCUUUGUUUUACUUGCU